This is a messenger RNA of Bombina bombina (fire-bellied toad), 3622 nucleotides long. RefSeq names its product tRNA methyltransferase 13 homolog (gene TRMT13). The record is from RefSeq and is a predicted model, not a curated record. Gene Ontology annotation, biological process: tRNA methylation. Bases 1827 to 3227 code for a protein of 466 amino acids. Lineage: Eukaryota; Metazoa; Chordata; Amphibia; Anura; Bombinatoridae. The transcript is spliced from 11 exons.
ACAGGUCCUGGGGGUUAGUUACAGCUGCUGAGGGUCAUAUACAGGUCCUGGGGGUUAGUUACAGCUGCUGAGGGUAAUAUACAGGUCCUGGGGGUUAGUUACAGCUGCUAAGGGUUAUAUACAGGUCCUGGGGGUUAGUUACAGCUGCUGAGGGUCAUAUACAGGUCCUGGGGGUUAGUUACAGCUGCUGAGGGUAAUAUACAGGUCCUGGGGGUUAGUUACAGCUGCUAAGGGUUAUAUACAGGUCCUGGGGGUUAGUUACAGCUGCAGAGGGUUAUAUACAGGUCCUGGGGUUAGUUACAGCUGCUGAGGGUUAUAUACAGGUCCUGGGGGUUAGUUACAGCUGCUGAGGGUUAUAUACAGGUCCUGGGGGUUAGUUACAGCUGCUGAGGGUUAUAUACAGGUCCUGGGGGUUAGUUACAGCUGCAGAUGGUUAUAUACAGGUCCUGGGGGUUAGUUACAGCUACUGAGGGUUAUAUACAGGUCCUGGGGUUAGUUACAGCUGCUGAGGGUUAUAUACAGGUCCUGGGGGUUCGUUACAGCUGCUGAGGGUUAUAUACAGGUCCUGGGGGUUAGUUACAGCUGCUGAGGGUCAUAUACAGGUCCUGGGGGUUCGUUACAGCUGCUGAGGGUUAUAUACAGGUCCUGGGGGUUAGUUACAGCUGCUGAGGGUUAUAUACAGGUCCUGGGGGUUAGUUACAGCUGCAGAGGGUUAUAUACAGGUCCUGGGGGUUAGUUACAGCUGCUGAGGGUCAUAUACAGGUCCUGGGGGUUCGUUACAGCUGCUGAGGGUUAUAUACAGGUCCUGGGGGUUCGUUACAGCUGCUGAGGGUAAUAUACAGGUCCUGGGGGUUCGUUACAGCUGCUGAGGGUAAUAUACAGGUCCUGGGGGUUAGUUACAGCUGCUGAGGGUAAUAUACAGGUCCUGGGGGUUAGUUACAGCUACUGAGGGUCAUAUACAGGUCCUGGGGGUUAGUUACAGCUACUGAGGGUAAUAUACAGGUCCUGGGGGUUAAUUACAGCUGCUGAGGGUAAUAUACAGGUCCUGGGGGUUAGUUACAGCUACUGAGGGUCAUAUACAGGUCCUGGGGGUUAGUUACAGCUACUGAGGGUAAUAUACAGGUCCUGGGGGUUAGUUACAGCUACUGAGGGUCAUAUACAGGUCCUGGGGGUUAGUUACAGCUGCUGAGGGUCAUAUACAGGUCCUGGGGGUUAGUUACAGCUGCUGAGGGUCAUAUACAGGUCCUGGGGGUUAGUUACAGCUGCUGAGGGUAAUAUACAGGUCCUGGGGGUUAGUUACAGCUGCUGAGGGUUAUAUACAGGUCCUGGGGGUUAGUUACAGCUGCUGAGGGUUAUAUACAGGUCCUGGGGGUUAUAUACUGCUCCUGGAGGUUAGUUAUAGCUUCUGAGGGUCAUAUACAGGUCCUGGGCUUAGUUACAGCUGCUGGGGUUCAUAUACAGGUCCUAGUUGUCAUAUACUAGUCCCAAUGGCCAUUUACAGUUGUUGAGGGUCAUUUACUGGUUCUGGGGUUCAUAUACUGUUCCUUGGAAUAAUUUACUGCUGUUUAUGGUCAUAUACAGGUCCUGGUGGUCAUGCACUGGUCACAGUGGUCAUUUACAGCUGUUGAGGGUCAUAUAUUAGUACUGGGGGACAUUUACAGAUGCUGAUGGUCAUAUAGGGUCAGUUACAGCUGGUGAUGAUCGUAAGUAGGUUCUAGUGGUUGUAAAUAGAUUUUGAAGGUUAUAUUCAAGUCCUUAGGGUCAUAUACUGGCCUUGGUGGCUAUAUACAGGUUUGAAGGUCAUACCUACACGGGGGCACACACAGAUGCAGUUUGCCAGUUACAUGGAAUCUGUACCCCAGAGAAUAGAGGGAAAGCUCUGCACCCUACCCAUAGAGCAGAGACAUGCUGACUUGCCUAACCAGAAGGCUCCCCUACCUGGAAGGUGCAACUAUUUUGUGCAGAGGAAGAAGAGAUUCUGUAAGAUGGUGACAUCUGAAGGCAAGAGAUUCUGUGGGGAGCAUGCAGAGAAUGGAGAGGGUGGGGAUGGAAGGAGGAGGAUCCCUUGUCCCUUGGAUCCCAAACAUACAGUGUAUGAAGACCAGCUCCAGAAACAUGUGAAGAAAUGUAACUCUCGGGAGAAGCCUCAGCCGGUGUAUUAUGUGCAAAAUGUGAACGCUGGACCCCAGGACACAGAUACCUGUGAGAAUCAGGUGACUAUCAGCUCUUUGUCCAAGGAGGAGCUUCUGAGCCUGACGGAGCUGCUGACGCACGUCACUAGUGGGCUGGAACCACCAUUACCAGACAAGAAAUUCUCACAUCAGGCUUUACAGGGAGCACUGAAUGACCCAACCAAUGGAGAGUCUGCCAAAAAGCACCUCAGACAGCAGGAUUCUAUUCUGGGUCACUUGGAAAGUUUGGGCUUGCUUGGGGAUUCUCAUUGUUUUGUGGAGUUUGGAGCUGGACGGGGAAAACUGUCCCACUGGGUUGACAUUGCUACACAUCAGGCUGACAAUGUUCACUUUCUGCUGGUGGAGAGAGCAACUACGAGAUUUAAGGUGGACGGGAAGCUAAGGCACUCUGUGUUUGAGCGGCUUCAUAUUGACAUCCAGCACCUUUGCUUAGAACGGAUCCCCAGCCUCAUACAGAAGCAGCUUCCACUGGUUGGAAUCGGUAAACAUUUGUGUGGAGCAGGAACAGACCUCGCUCUGCGCUGCCUGGUGCCGGAUUACUCUCCAGAUGAGGAGCCCUCAGCAAAGCGAAAUAGAUUAGACCCAUCAGCAGGUGGUUCAAACCUAGAGCCAGUAUGUGCACAGUGCCCUCCAGUGGUGGGGAUCGCCAUUGCUCUGUGCUGUCAUCACCGAUGCGAUUGGCAACACUAUGUAGGGAGAGACUACUUCCAGAGGUUGGGCAUUGGGCACAGGGAAUUUAGUAUCUUCCAACGUAUGUCCAGCUGGGCAACCUGUGGUAUGAGGACACCACACUCUGAGAGGCUACAUGGCAAAGAGGAACAUGGUGUGGAGCAAAGAGAAGGAGAGUGUAACCAGCCUACUGCAGGAGUUUUCACUGUUCAAGAAAGGGAGAAUUUAGGGCGCCUUUGUAAACUGCUGAUAGACCGUGGGCGUGUGGAUUACCUGAGCCGGAAAGGAUACACAGCCACCCUCCGGUGUUACACAGAGCCUGGGGUGUCACUGGAGAACGUGCUGCUCACUGCUGUAACCCAGUAACUAUCAGGGGCGCACACUGAGCUGGAUGAUGCAAGAUCUUUGUCUUACAGAAGUAGAUGCAGUGACUCUGUCGGACGAAAUGGACUAGGGGGCGAGUGAUCCUCCAUUCUCACCAGGAGCCAAUUGUGACCCCUCAGGGAUAAAUAACCGGUUCAGCCAGAGCGACACUUUACUGCACAGGUGACUCGGUUCUGGGAGAUGGCGUUUCUGAAAGACAAAUGGUACCCGUGUUACUCCCUGGAGUAUAGAUGCCAUUCUGCUGUAUGCUCUGACCAUCUGUUUUGGUAAAGAAGACUGUACCUUCCUAGUCUUAUAGUGAUUCUCAAUACAAACAGAUUCAUGGACGUAACUAACAUUUUUAUAAGCAAUUAAAUUACUGUUUUAUACAUUUCAAA